Molecule: messenger RNA, 1208 nt
Organism: Hibiscus syriacus
Lineage: Eukaryota; Viridiplantae; Streptophyta; Magnoliopsida; Malvales; Malvaceae
Product: peroxisomal membrane protein 13-like
Exons: 5
Coding region: 667-1083 (138 amino acids)
Biological process (GO): protein import into peroxisome matrix, docking
Cellular component (GO): peroxisome; peroxisomal membrane; peroxisomal importomer complex
Source: RefSeq, a predicted model, not a curated record
UGAUAACCCAAAAGAAGAAAGACUGAAGCACGAAAGCGGUUUCGCUUAGCUUGACUGAGGAGAAGCCUGUAGAUAACGCCGUCCUCAGAAUCAUUCAUCGACGCAAAAGCGAUGGCUUCCAAUUCCCAUCAACCAGCUACCGGUGGUUCUCCUAAUUCGUGGGAACAAGCUGGGAGGUUGACUGCUUCUGCACCCUUUAAGCCACCAUCAGCUGGCAGCACCAGUGACGUGGUUGAGGCGUCUGGAACAGCAGGACGAGGUGAAAUUGUUUCAACUGCUGAUAGAACUGCAGCUGUGUUUUGAAAUGCCGUUGGCCGGCCUUUACCUAACAGGCACUGGGAGCAACAGACUUAUCGUAGCACUUAUGGAGGUAGAGGUUCAAUUUUCUGUCAUAGUUCAGAAGGUUGCAUAUUAUGGAGAAGCCCCUGUUGCAGGUUCAGGUUUAAACUACAAUUCAGGGUAUGGUUCGGGAAUGUAUGGUUCAACGUAUGGACAUGGUGGAUUAGGGUCUUAUGGUGGUGGAUUAUAUAACAAUGGCAUGUAUAGAGAAGGUUAUGGUGGUCUUUAUGGGAACUCUGGAAUGAACGGUGGUGUAACAUAUGGUGGUGGUCUUGGUGGUUUUGGGGGGUUCAAUGGGUGGAUAUCGUAUGGGGGGCAUGGGACCGUAUGGUGAGCAAGAUCCAAAUAAUCCCUUGGUGCUCCAUCAUCCACACCAGGCUUUUCGAUUUCCGUGUGAUGCAAGGUGGUGUUAACUUUUUUGGCCGGAUAUACAUUCUGAUAGAUCAGAAUACACAAGCAUUCCAUAUGUUUAUGUCUGCUCUUCUUCAGCUUUUCGAUCGCACCGGAGUAUUGUACGGGGAAUUAGCUAGAUUUGUGUUAAGAUUGCUUGGUAUCAAGAUAAAACCCCGCAAGAUCAAUCAAUCAGGACCUGGUGGAUUCCCAGGACCGCAUAACCCUCAUGGGAAUCAAAACCAUAUUGAGGCUGCAAAGGCUGCGCCAAGCGCUGCAUGGGACAACGUAUGGGGUGAAAAGGGUAGCUCUUACUUCAAUCAUCGAUUUCCAUCCAAUGAUUGCAGGGUUUGAGUGCACCAAGUAGUCCCAUGGUGUUAGAAAGGUAAAGGAAAUUAUGAUUAUUGAUGCUAAGGAAAAUAUGAUGCUCGAAUGUAGAGUCACAGUGAUUUAAUUUGCGAAAUGAAUUAGUAAUUAAU